Messenger RNA from Onychostoma macrolepis, 8745 nucleotides. RefSeq names its product ring finger and CCCH-type domains 1a (gene rc3h1a). Gene Ontology annotation, molecular function: metal ion binding. The record is from RefSeq and is a predicted model, not a curated record. NCBI's taxonomy places the organism in Eukaryota, Metazoa, Chordata, Actinopteri, Cypriniformes, Cyprinidae.
GAUUAUGAUGGUCUCGGAUGAUCUCCGGUUGCGCAAUCCUGGACUUCUCUCACUAGAGCUCUGAGACUGAGGCAGUCAGUCCAAAGAAACUUUCAUUACAGCAGCAGGCGAAAUUCGCCCUUCUUCUGUGAAGAUUGAGCUGAACCAAAUAUUGUUAUGUUUUUCACACUAUGUGCUGAACGCCCACAAUGUCAGGAAAUAUUUAAAAACCGUGAUCUUUGGAAGAGCUUUAUCGGUUCCAGUGGAACCUUUAGGACUUACAGUCAUAUCGUUUUACACAAAACGCACAUAGACACAAAUGCAGCAAUAAGAGAAGAUCUUGGGGACCGGUGCAUCACAGACCGCGCUUCGCUACAAUGCCCGUGCAAGCCCCGCAAUGGACCGAGUUUCUGUUGUGUCCCAUCUGCACGCAAACCUUCGAGGAGAGCCACCGCAAGCCCAUCAGCUUGGGCUGCGGCCACACCGUGUGCAAAAUGUGCCUGAACAAACUGCACCGCAAGGCCUGCCCGUUCGACCAGACCACCAUCAGCACGGACAUCGAGCAGCUGCCCGUCAACACAGCGCUGUUGCAGCUCGUCAGCGGUCAGAUUCCCAAACCUCCCCCCCUCACCUUACUGACAGCUGCAGAGGACGUCAAGCACUAUGAGGAGUCUCGCACAUGUGUGGAGGACCUGGCCCUAUAUCUCAAACCCCUGAGCAACACCAGAGGUGCAGGGCUGAAUGGCGCCGCUCAGAGCGUUCUCAGCAGACCCAUGCAGAGGAAGCUGGUGACUCUGGUUCACUGCCAGCUGGUGGAGGAGGAGGGCCGCAUCCGGGCCAUGCGGGCGGCCCGGUCUCUGGGUGAACGUACUGUCACUGAGCUCAUCCUCCAGCACCAGAACCCCCAGCAGCUCUCCUCCAACCUGUGGGCCGCUGUCAGAGCCAGAGGCUGCCAGUUUCUCGGCCCUGCUAUGCAGGAAGAAGCAUUGAAGCUGGUCCUGCUCGCUCUGGAAGAUGGUUCGGCCCUCUCACGAAAGGUUCUGGUCCUGUUUGUGGUCCAGAGACUCGAACCACGUUUUCCUCAGGCCUCAAAAACAAGCAUAGGACACGUGGUGCAACUCCUCUACAGGGCCUCCUGCUUUAAGGUGACCAAACGUGACGAAGAUUCCUCCUUGAUGCAGCUGAAGGAGGAGUUUCGCACAUACGAGGCUCUUCGGAGGGAACACGACUCUCAGAUCGUUCAGAUCGCGAUGGAGGGCGGACUGCGUAUUGCCCCUGACCAGUGGUCAUCUCUACUGUACGGCGACCAGUCGCACAAAUCCCACAUGCAGUCCAUCAUAGACAAGCUGCAGACUCCAGCAUCCUUUGCUCAGAGUGUGCAGGAACUCACCAUCGCCCUUCAGAGAACUGGAGAUCCAGCCAAUCUCAACCGCCUCAGACCCCAUCUGGAGCUGCUGGCCGACAUCGACCCCAGCCCAGAUGCCCCUGCGCCCACAUGGGAGCAGCUAGCCAAAGGGCUGGAAGCGGUGCGGACUGUCGUUCACGGCCUGGUGGAUUUCAUCCAGAACCACAGCAAAAAAGGAGGGGAUCAGCAGCAGCCACCUCAGCACAGCAAAUACAAGACCUAUAUGUGUCGGGACAUGAAACAAAAAGGCGGCUGUCCUCGCGGAGCAAGUUGCACCUUCGCUCACUCUCAGGAAGAGCUUGAAAAGUACCGUAAGAUGAAUAAACGUUUGGGAAUGAGGCGACAGCUCAGUCAGUCCCUGACCCAGCUGAACGAGAUGGACCUCGGCGCCGGUCUGUUGCCUGACGAGGGACUGUCGAUGGAGGGACUCCCACGUAAACACUCCUCCAUCACUAACGUCAUCCUAGCUACAGGACCUGAUUCCAGCUUGGCCCACCUGGUUUCCAGAGGCUCGGACCCAUCAUAUGACCCAACACACAAACCAGGGAAGAUGGACUCUGGGAGCCUCAGUGCACCUGGCUCACCUCCAGACUCAUUGGAAUCCAUCCCAAAACCAGGGAUGCUCAUAAAUUCCCACUCCAGGGUGGCGGGCGAUGGCGCAGUUGGACAGAAGCACAUGCCUGCGGUGCCUAGAGUUCCUCACAUGUACUCACCACACCAGUCUGAACGGUAUUACUCCGACACAAGAGGCCCUCUGCCAGCCCAAUAUGAAUCCUCUCAAUACCCUGCAGGUAAUCCUUACCCUCACCACCAUGUGCACCCACGCUACGCCCGUCACCCCGCUCCAGAUCCAGGCAUGACACCAUAUCUGGACUCCUAUUCCAGCUCCUACACCUCAGAGCGCCAGUGUGCCAACCCCAGCUCCCAUUACAAUUACCCUUCACACCAUGAUGCCCGUCGCCACUCAGCCUACGCCCAUCCCCAGACAUUCCCCCCACGAGAGGAACUGGUGCGAAGGAGUCCGGACGUUCCCCCGCCACUACCUCCCCAAAACGCUUCAUACCUGACAGAACCAGACAACUAUAACCGCUCCAGUCAGAUCAGGAAUUACCCGAGAAAUGCCUACACACGACCUCAGCCCUCCCUAGACUACCUGCACCGCAGAAGACAGGAGAUCAUGGCCCAGCUGGAGGAGAGAAAGGUGGCUUCCCCUUCGCCCUUCAGCUCCUCACACUCAUACGACCCCAGUUACCCUCAGGACAUGAGGGGGCAGAGCCAUUACAUGGAAGACAACUCCCACAAUUUUGGACACUUCCGGGAACCGGACUAUGCUGGCUCAUAUUCGCCUUGGUCAUGUGACACCUUUGGGUCUUAUAUUGGCGGCAAGGAUAUAAAGUCCAAAGAGGGCAUGAACGCCAUGGACACACAAAAUAUAGACAAAGGCAAAAGUCUGAGAGCACACGGCUUGGAGCUUCAGCGCAGAGCGGCAGAUGUCAAAGACGACGACCCCAUCAUUCCCUUUGGCUCUCUGCCGACCGUGUCUCGUUUUGGAGCCAUCUCGCGCACGUCUAAACCGGGCUACCCGCCAAACAGUCCCAUGCCACCCUUGCCAAACUCAGCCAAGCACACCGCUUCAGCUGCUGACUACACCUAUGCGAAUCACAGCGGGUGGAGUGGCGACUCCUACCAGCCACACCAAACGUCUCAGGGGCACUUCAGCGAGCGAUCCAGUUUACCCCCUGCCGUGCAGGCGCGUGAGCAGCUGAGGAUGGAGCUACAGCAGGUCAACCUGCAAAUCAGCCAACAGACGCAGAGCCGCGGCCUGGAGCAGAACCCGAGCUCAGUCAUGUCCCAGCCGUCUCGAGUGGACUGGUCGUCUGGGAAUUUGUCCAGUGAACAGCUGAGUCUCGAGCUGCACCAGGUGGAGAGAGAUAUCGUCAUGAGGAAAGAGAUGGCCAUGGAGAACCACGAUGGCAAGUAUAAGCGGGUCUCAGUCGAAAAUGGACAAGACGAACACACUUUGCAACGAGAUGAACAUCCACUCACUCUUAGUGAGGGUUCAAACGGCUCCAUGGGUUUGGUCCAGGACUGCGGUCUCGUCAGCAGCAGCAUGUCCUCGUUGACCAGCAAGACGUCAUCUCUCAGUUUGUCCUCCGAACAGGUGGCCAGCAGCCCUGAUCUGCCCAAGAACGGAGUCGUCCACUCCUAGCCGGCUCUUUCUACCUCAGAUUCCGCUUCCGCUAUUAUGCCAGGUUAAACCCUCUAGAGCAGGAUGCUCCAUCAUCGCUGUAUUCAUUCGCUUAAUCCUGUGCGCUUAGCUUCCUUCACUGACCCUCAAACACCCAUCAGGCAAAUAUGGGUGGGAUUCACUGUGCAUGUGCCUCAGCAGACUUGCACAAUCAUGCCCUGAUUUAGUUUCUUUUUACAGCAGUAUCUGCUGUCGAGUAUUUUCUUCCUGCUUUUCGUUCACCUCCUUCCUGAGACUAGCUUUUUUUCAUAGCCGCGUAAAUCAGGGUGAAUCCGAAAAAUCCACAGUCUUAAGUGUUUGUCAGGCAACAUAUAAGAUGAUCUCAGUUAUGUUGUUUAACUAUCAUUAAUCCACUAUCUUGGGUUUCAAAAUUGCAUUUUUAUCGUUAUGUGCUACGUUUUCAGUAGUUACGCUCUUCGUUGUGCUUUGUGGCGUUUACACUUCUGUCAGAGUUUACAGUGUUUAAAUUGAUUUUUUUUUUACAAUAACUGCAGGCUUGCUGCAUAUUCAACCAAUUUUGGCGGUUAAAACUGUAUCAUGUUUCAUACAUUAGGCUUCAUUUAGGCUUUUACAGUGUGAUUGCUGCGAUGCACAUUAUUGUCUGUUAUAGAAAUGCUUGUAAACCCCAAUGUUCACUGAUUUGACCUCAAUUGCGCUCAUGCCAACAAACCCAAAAGCCUUUUCCAGUCUUAAUAGGGCCCUUGUAUUGUUUUCAGCAUAUUACACACUACACUGCCUGAGGGAUUUCGAUUGAACCGCCUGUAAUCAUCAUUUUCUGUUGUAAUGUCCUCAGGGAUGCAUUAUUCGGCCUCUAUAUUUUGUGGACGUAAAUAGAAAUAACAAUCCAGGUCACUCUGUUUUUUUCAUAGUGGGUAUAGUUACAUUUUUCCAUCCUGAGGAUGGAAAGAAAGCCGCUACGGUAAUGCAUAAAGAUGCAUUCUGUUGUAAGAGUGCGUAUAUACUACUCUUCACUUUGUCAGUGAAAUUACGAUCUUCAGAUCAAGCCAAGUUUUUGGUUUUUUUCUGUUUUUUUGUAUAUGUGGUGUUUUUCAUCCUGAAAGAUGUGGCGUAUAUUCAAAGCAAAAAGAAAGACUUUGAUGCAGUUUUAGCCGCCUCAAGACUCCCCUUCAUUCUCCGUUUCGUCUUUGAAGUUUAAAGAACGUUGUUUUGAUGGGCCGGUUCGAUCGAAUUCCCCUACAGGCUGGGCUCAAGCAUGUCCUCCUCGACUUCAUUCUAAUACCUGAUCCUAUACUUUGCUUUACUGUCUCAUGUCUUGCAGGAGACUGUUUGGACUGGAAAAGCUUGGAAUCCUUACCUUUUAAAGGAAUAGUUCACCCAAAAAUUUGAACAAAAUCAGAACAGAUUUGGAGAAAUUUAACUUUACAUUACUUGCUCACCAAUGGAUCCUCUGUAGUGAAUGGGUGCCGUCAGAAUGAGUGUCCAAACAGCUGAUAAAAACAUCACAAUAAUCCACACCACUCCAAUCCAUUAAUUGUGAAGCAAAAAGAUGCAUUUUUGUAAUAAACAAAUCCAUCUUUAAGACGUUUUUAACUUCAAACUGUUGCUUCUGGCUAAAAUAUAAGUCCAUAAUAUUGCUUUCUUCAGUGAAAAAAAAGUCAUGUCGUUUGAACCAGAAGAGAAAUACGCACAGAUCAAGCACCAUUUAUAAUUGAAAACAGCACAAAAACAGAAAUGGAUUUUGAUGUGAGAGGACAACAGAGGAUGGACUUUUUCACUGGAGGAAGUGUUAUUAUAGAUUAUGGACUCAUAUUUUGGAUAGAAGCAACAGUUUAAAGUUGAAAAAGAAAAACUGUUAUUGUGAAAAGCUGCUAUGUUUGUGAGAAAUGACAUUCAUUGAUGGACUGGAGUGGUGUGGAUUAUUGGGAUGUUUUUAUCAGCUGUUUGGACUCCCAUCCUGACGGCACCCAUUCACUGCAGAGGAUCCAUUGGUGAACAAGUAAUGUAAUGCUAAAUAUCUCCAAAUCUAUUCAGAUGAAAAACCACAAAGCAUGAAUACUUCCAUGUUUCACUUUAUUUGGAAUUGGUUUUGUUUUCGACCCAACCAAAAAUUGAGUUUGUAGUUACGUCAAUCCCAGUGAUCUUUAGAGUCCCACCACCAGCCAGUUCUGCCAUGUUGUUGUAAAACUUUGCAGAAUCUGCAGACAAUGUUCUGUGCAGAUUUUGGAAGAAAAACUGACAGCAUUAUCAGGCUAGCCAAAAUAAACAAGCAAAGGCGCAAUAUGAGUAUAAUGUGUUGGCAGAUUCUGCACAGACCUUGGCAACUGUUAAAUUUGCCUUAAGUCCACAACAUUAUAUUUCCGUCAACUAAUCCGGAAUCAGUAAUGUAUUAGGUUUAUCAAAACAUUUGCACUGUAAAUCUCAAACUUGCAUCCUUCCAUGUAGUUGCUUCCUUGGUGGUGAGAUCUCAUCACUUACAAAACACUGUCAGCCUCAGUAAUUUAGCUUUAAGUUAGAGGUUAGUUUGUUGUUGUUGUUUUUUUCCUGCUAGCAUAUAAUGGUCUCUUGAGACAUCCUACCACAACCUUAAAAGCACCUAUUUUGGUGGAACUUCUCUUAAGUUGGAGUUGACUUCUAUUGUUUUUAUUAUUUUCGUUAUUACUGUCGCUUUGGUCUGAGCUUUUGACAUUUAAGCAAUCGUAAAGAUUGGAUAUUGCAACUUCGUUUAGGUAACCACUGUGAAGCACAGUGUAGACUUGUAAGGAUAGCACGAAUUUACCCAAAAUUAGUUCGAAAGAAACAGAGAAAAGCAGAAGCUUUUUGUUGUUGUUGUUGGUUCGAUGCAACUAACUGGAUUACGAACGCUUGGUUUAAAAAGGCAAAGGCAUGUUAAAACGUUCUUGUAGGUAUUUUUAGGAUUUAGAAGUCAGGGUAACAUCAUCUUUAUGUUUUCAGUUUAAAGGAACAUCUCUGUCUUUAUCUCAGGGUUGAUUUUAGUGUAUUUGGGUGUAAACAUCAUGUUGCGCGCUCUUAUUUUAUUUUAUUUUUUUCAGGACUGCAAUUGUCACUUAACCAGUUUCGAGACUUAAAGACUUCAAGACUGUGCCUUUUAUGCAAAUGUGCAGUUAUUCACGUGUUUGGUGUUUAGAUGUAGCUGAACCAUCUCGAUUUAUAAUAUUCAACUCUUCUCAGUCUUCUUAAGUCAGCAUUUAUAUUAAAUGAUCUCUAUGAAUCUGCAGGCGUUCAGGCCGCCAAACUGAGUACUGCCUAUCCUUUCUGAGAUAAAGGAAUUUAUUGCCAGGUCAUUUGUUUUUGUGUAUGUUUCAUGCAAGUGAACUUGAGUAUUUAAGCAUGUUUCAUGGUGUGAUGGUGGUCUUUUGAUGUUAGGGUUCUGAAUUGGAACAGGAAAACAAGGACAGUGUGUAUUUUGACGUAAUUUGAUAUCCAUAUUCAGAGAGGAAAGUAUCAAGGCUUAUUUUCCUAUUUAAUGACUUUAUUGGAGGUUUAAUGAUACAGAUAAACAAAACAAGGUUUAUUGAUCUCAUAAAAGCCAUUAAUACAAUCCCUGACAGUUCCUUUGUACCUAACCAAAACGGAUUUUCAGUGUUUCCUUGAAUGAAACGCAGAUUGUAUAAACUUUUGCAGAAGGGCUCAAUUUAUUAUGUAUCUGAAGUCAGCCAUUUGAAAACCAACUGUUUUAAACUAUUGUUGCAAAGCAACAUUUACAUGAUCACCCAUGAGCCAAUGGGAAUCACUAUCGAUUUGAAAAGGGAACCAAAAUGUUUACCCAGGUGAAUCUCAUGAAACUUGUCAAAAAACGGUCACAAUUCACCCCAAAAUAAGUGUAUGCAUUUUGCAUGAAUUGAAUGAAAUUUUUUGCAUUGUGAACAUAAUUAAAAAUAUAUAAAAAAAUUACAAUUAUUGAUACGUCAUUGUAAUAUUUAUAGUACUGCCUUCAUACAAUUUAUUUUUUUAAUUUGAAAAAUAACUUUGUUACUGUAUCACAGUGAUGAGAAUGAAACAAUUAAGCCAAUUUUGCAAAAGAAAGAAAUCUCAAUGCAAAAAAAAAAAAAGUGCUUGAUUUUUAAUGCAAUUUUUUUUUAAUUCUUUCGAUUUUGAGGUGAAAUAUGACUACCUUUUUGUUUUCGUGAGGUUCAUCCACUCAGUGCUGACUUCUUUAAAAAAAAAUAAUAAAAAAAAUAAAACGUAUUUAUGAUUAGUGUCUAAUGAAAAGUCUCGGUUUCCUCACUGGACCUCAUUUUCUUAUUGUGAUUGUUGACUAUGUUCAGGGUUCGUUUUGAAAUACGAAUGUAGUACUAAUUAGUGUCAAAUGUCGUAAACAUGAGUAAUUAGGAAUAAUUGAAAUUUGAAUUUUGACACUUGGUGCCUGAAACAGCCAAGACUGUAGUAUGUUUUCCCACACAGAUAAAUAAUUUAUGGUACAUAUUGUUCCCUGGCCUGGAGGGGAAAGUAUGCGCCGUGCACAUACACACAUAGUAGAUUUACGAGAAGUCAUAAUGUUACUUGAAAACAUAAGGGUUGUGCACAAGUACAGGCUUUAGUGUUUUAGCCUCUAGCUGUAGCGUGUAGUUUUGAAAGGAAUGAUUGUGUGUUUGUGUUCAAGUGUGUCCAAAGAGAGUGCUGUCCACCUCGUUUCUGUAUGUUUGUUCCCACUGUAACUCAUUGCUUGCACUCAUGUAUUGACUAUUUUUCGUGAGAUGGGAUGUUGCAUUGUGGUCUUUUCACCAUGAUUCCUAACAUCGGGAUAUAUAAUUGUUUUUGAUGAUUUCUCCCAUUUUAUCUCAUGAUAGACUGCUUAAAUUAAGGUACAUUUUAACUUCAACCUGAAUAAGAAAGUAAAUGUUUGUAUAUUAUACUCCAUUUAAGGAAUGUUUAGAAUAUUUCUCCAAUGUGGAUGUAGUCGUUAUACCUUUUUUUUCUCUCUCUUUGUACAAGAAUUCACUGUGUGAAAUUUUGGAUUGCAUUUUUGUAUAAUACAAUUGAUUUUCUUCUUUGAGGGGGCAGGGGGUAUUACUAACUGGAUUUUUGAAUUAGAUAUUGAAAAACUUGAAAAAAAAAAUUAUUUAAUAAGAAAUGUAUUUUAUGUGCAGCAGUGAUUCUGGCAUGGAUUAUGAUUAAAUAAUAUUGUACACCA